AUGCAGACACACUCAGUGGGAUUUUCCUACCAGAAUGACCCGUACAGCCUUUCCUCCCGCGCUCUAGCAACCAAAGCGGUAGCAACAAUGGAUGUUCCCGGUCAGCACCGAAAGCUCGCUGUCCCAGAACCCAUAGAUCUGGCGUCUGUAGACGAAUGGGUAACUGUCUAUGGGAUUACUCCAUCCAAUCUUUCGCUGGCUCUUCACGCCCUUAUGAACUUUGGGACCAUUAUGAGGGUCAAUUACGCCAAUCACCAUUUUAUUCAUGUCCGUUUCAGAGACGCCCUCUCCGCACAAGCCGCGGUUUCUGCGAGAGUAAUCUGUCUCAGCAAGAUCUCCAUCAUCGGCCUUAUCCCCUGUCUUGUUAAGGACUUAGACAACGACAUAACACUUUGUCACGAGCUUGACCUACCUCCUUAUGUGUUGACAAAAAAGACGCCCCCAGUGGUCAGUAAUGGAAUACUCGAGCGGAUAAUAAAUUGGUUUGCGACGCUUCUUAAAUCUGAUUAA
Molecule: messenger RNA, 510 nt
Organism: Giardia duodenalis
Lineage: Eukaryota; Fornicata; Diplomonadida; Hexamitidae
Product: Nup53/35/40-type RNA recognition motif-containing protein
Exons: 1
Coding region: 1-510 (169 amino acids)
Biological process (GO): nuclear pore organization; NLS-bearing protein import into nucleus; regulation of DNA-templated transcription
Cellular component (GO): nuclear pore nuclear basket; nuclear pore central transport channel; nuclear membrane
Molecular function (GO): structural constituent of nuclear pore; single-stranded DNA binding; phospholipid binding
Source: RefSeq, a predicted model, not a curated record